Messenger RNA from Penicillium cataractarum, 435 nucleotides. RefSeq names its product thioredoxin family protein. Gene Ontology annotation, molecular function: protein-disulfide reductase activity. The record is from RefSeq and is a predicted model, not a curated record. The transcript has 2 exons. The annotation marks the transcript as partial. NCBI's taxonomy places the organism in Eukaryota, Fungi, Ascomycota, Eurotiomycetes, Eurotiales, Aspergillaceae.
AAGCCUUCCACCUUGACUCGCCUUUCGGCUCCUCUAUCUCGCUUCUCUGUCGCUCAGCGUACCUUUUCAUCUACUCCAAUUUCCCGCUUCUCAAAUUCAUCCUUCAAAAUGGGCGUUACUCUGAUCAAGUCUGAGAAAGAGUGGGAGGAGCUCGUCGAGAAGAGCAAUGAGCCCGUCGUCGUCGAUUUCUUCGCCACCUGGUGCGGUCCCUGCAAGGCCGUCGCUCCCAUGGUCGAGAAGAUGAGCGACAGCCACACCUCGGUCAAGUUCUACAAGGUCGACGUUGACGAGCUCAGCGAGGUCGCCGGGAACAACGGCAUCUCCGCCAUGCCCACCUUCCUGUUCUACAAGGAUGGCCAGAGGAUCGAUGACCUGACCGUUCGCGGCGCUCAACCCAAAGCUAUCGAGCAGGCUGUCCUUAGUAUUUCCGCUUAA